This is a messenger RNA of Myxocyprinus asiaticus (Chinese sucker), 2316 nucleotides long. Its product is annotated as ras-related protein Rab-20-like. Gene Ontology annotation, molecular function: GTPase activity; GTP binding. Gene Ontology annotation, cellular component: endomembrane system. Gene Ontology annotation, biological process: intracellular protein transport. Bases 1 to 738 code for a protein of 245 amino acids. The record is from RefSeq and is a predicted model, not a curated record. Lineage: Eukaryota; Metazoa; Chordata; Actinopteri; Cypriniformes; Catostomidae. The transcript has 2 exons.
AUGCCUCAAGCAUCAAGGACCAAGAAACCCGACGUGAAAGUCGUCAUUCUGGGAGACAUGAACGUGGGAAAGACUUCUCUCCUGCACAGAUACACGGAGAGGAAAUUUAAAGACACCAUCAGCACAGUCGGAGGGGCGUUCUUUCUGAAACAGUGGGGACCCUACAACAUAUCCAUAUGGGACACUGCAGGUCGGGAGCAAUUCCAUGGCCUCGGCUCUAUGUACUGCCGUGGCGCGGCUGCAGUCAUCUUUACCUAUGAUGUUACAAACUGGCAGAGUCUGGCUGAGCUAGAGAACCGCUUCCUGUCCCUGACCGAUACCGCCAACACUGAUUGCAUUUUUGCCAUAGUGGGUAACAAAGCAGACCUGACUGACUCUCUCGCUCAAGGCCCGGACACAGAGGGCGAGCAAGGGAAUGAACCCCAGUCUGUCGUCACAUGUCCAACUCCUCCUGCAAGUCUACUACUGCACAAACAGGUUAGCAGAGAGGAUGCCGUGGCCCUGUAUGGGCGCGUGUUACGCUACAAAGGCCUGGAGGAGAAAGCAUGUAUACCUGCCGAAAGAGUGUGCUUUGAGACAAGUGCUAAAACAGGCUACAAUGUGGAUGUUUUGUUUGAAACCCUCUUUGAUCUGGUUCUGCCCUCCAUCCUGAAGAAAAGGAGUGAGGGAGAGAGCUCCACAGUGGACCUGGAGACACCGAUGGAGGUGAAAAGUACUAAAGCUGGAUGCUGUGCGUAGGAGAUGUGAGGAUUAUGGUAUUGUUUUGUGAAUCAAUGCCAAAGAUAAAAAUCGUAUUGCCACAAUUACAGCUAGUUAAUUGUACAGUAAUAAUUCACCUAAAAAAUAAAAAUUCUUUCACUAUUUACUCAGCCUAAUGUCACUUCAAACAAGUAUGACUUUCAUCUGUGGAACAAAAAAGGUUUUUAUUUUUAAAUAAAAAAUCCACGACUUUUUUCCAAAUAAUGUAAGUGAUUGGUGACUCAGGGCUGUCAAGCUCCAUUAAGGACAAUAAAAUAGCAUAAAAACACAGUAAAAGUAGUUGAUAUGACUUGGGCACUUUUUUCCAAGUCUUAUGAAGCCAUACAAUUACUUUGUGUAAUGAACAGAACUAAAUUUUUGUCAUACAGCACCAAAAUCAAAUAUGACACUUGAAAAACAUCAAACCUCACCAUUAUGAUGGAAACACCAUGGAAGGAAGAAAGUCAUACCAGUUUGUAGCAUGAAUUUUACUUUUUAGGUGAACUAUUUCUUUAACUACUGCUAUUUUCUACAAUUUUCAAAGCAGUAUUAAACAAAAAUACACUUAGUAUCUUUUGCAAUACACGUGGUAUCUUUUGUUUUUUUUGCUUUUUAUGUUAAAAUUAUAUGCAAACUACAUUUAUAUAUUUGAAAAUUAUAUGAUUUGUAAUAUUUUUCCAACACUAACUCACUUUAGUCUAAUUUGAGAAAAAUAGAUUCCCAAAGUUCGGAAUAAAUGCAUUAGUCUGUGUGGUUGGUAGUAUGAAUUUUGUUAUGAAAUCAGGGUAUAGGAUCUUGCCAGUGUACCAUUUCCCCAAACUGUUGUUGGGGAAGAUCUUGGAUAUACAGGUAAUGUGCCUGUCUUUAUCCAUCCAGUUUUCUUUUAAACAGGGCCAAAGUUUUAUUUUACAGUAAUUAUUUGCAUGAUGUUCUGUAUAUGACUUGCCCAGGGUAUUUUGUUACAUGUGUAACCUAAUGCUUUAUAAAUGUGUAGGUUUAGACUCUAAAAGGUAUUAUGAGAUAUUGUUCCCAAUUAACACGAGAAAUGACACAAAUGUAACAAAGGCCUUUAUUUUCUUUUAUUCAAUAACACUAUUAUUCAAAAUCAAUGUCUUCAAAUAUUCCACUUAUAAUUACAUUUGGUUUAAAAAAAAAAAAAAAAAAAAAAGAGUGUUUCUGAAUGAUAAGAUUGUUGUUUUGGUAUCAAAAACAUGCUAGUGGUUUAUGGCUUUGAGGACAAUAUACUUGUGCAAUGUGCACUGAAAAUGGGCAAAGCUGUUCAAAGUCCAAAAUAACAUGAACACAGUUGACCCAUAUUUGGUCUAGUCGAUGUUUACAGACUCUUGUUGAUGAAAGAGUGGGAGCCUGUUUGUGUAUUUACAUAUAAGUGGGAUAAAGACUGAACUCUGUAGAGUCUUCAAAUCUGUCAGUAGAGAUUGACUUUGCCUUGGCCUGAUGUGUCCUGUAAACCUCAGAGAAAAUCAGUGCAAUUGGUGUAACCAAGAGAGGGUACAGAUCAAAUAAACAAUAGCUAUACUUUUGAUUGAACAAAACUCUAAUAAAAAGGUUCAAGUCUCA